Molecule: messenger RNA, 1427 nt
Organism: Lindgomyces ingoldianus
Lineage: Eukaryota; Fungi; Ascomycota; Dothideomycetes; Pleosporales; Lindgomycetaceae
Exons: 2
Coding region: 36-1427 (463 amino acids)
Source: RefSeq, a predicted model, not a curated record
UCCUAUUACUGAAGAAGCGCCUCUGUUUCUUACAUAUGGAUCUUCGCUGGACAUCAAAGUCAGUGGUUCUUAUCGCUCUGAUCAGCCUUGUUGGUGCCCAUUGCGCAACAGCACCUCUAGCCCUGUCAAUCGAAAAUGUAACUCUAUCAGACGGGGUUGCAAAAAACCGCGGAAUCCACGUCGAUCUUGGGGGCCAGCCAGAAGGCUUCCGGAUAUCGUUUGCGAUCAAUAAUACCCGCGUUCGAAACGCUCAGGACUGUCAGGUUCUUGGAAAUGCGACGUUGAGGUCUAAGUGCCUGGGCUCUUCCGGUGGCGUUUACGAUGUUCAGCUGCACACCUUCAAUACUUCCGGGUCAUUCAACGUAUCGCACAUAGACACCCCGCCGAAGAAUGCGGUCAUUUUGCAAGGUGCUGACGAAGCUGUGAUGGGAAAUAUCACUAUUCCCAGGUUUCCUUUCGAGGUGUGGCAUGAUCCGGACUCGUUAAAUAAAUCGGGCAUUGCGUUUGGACCAGAUUCGUCAGUAUUAGCAAAACUUGUUGACUAUGGCUUUGCGCCGUCAAAGUUUUUCGGCCUCUUCUUUGGAUCGCGUUCCCAGAACCAACCUCAGGAUGGCCAAGUCAUCGUCGGGGGAUACAACGUCGCUCGCAUCAGAGGACCAUUCACAAAUUUCAGCAUGACACCUCUGGGACUAGAUACACCGUGUCCAUUGCAAGUCCAAAUCAAAGACGUCGUCCUCAACAACAGUCAGGGAUCCUACUCACUGAUGCCGGAUAUUCGCUCCACUGUUGCGGCGUGUAUCGACCCGCUUCAAAACCAAUUCACUUUCACCCAAGCCAUGUACGCCCUGUGGAAAAACUACACUCGCCACAACGAUAGCGCAGACUACACGGACCAGACAUACCCACCGGAAAGUGAAGCUCCUGUUCUUAUUGACAACCUCACUGUGACACUCAGCAAUGGGUAUACAGUCGUUGUUCCCAAGUACGAAUUGUUGAGUCUGGAAAGAGGGGCCAACGACGUAGGAGAGUACGCUAUAGUAUCCCAGAAGGUAAUGGCUGCGGUGGGGAAAGGGCCAACGGAUUUUGGACGAGACAUUCCGAUUCUAGGGGGAACAUUUCUUUCGCAGAAUUAUCUGUUCGUUGACUAUGAGAGUCGAACUUUUGGACUUGCGCCAGCUAAUGUUGACCGAGUUAAUAUAAUGAAGGGUGAUAUACGGACGGUUUGUAAAGAGCUAUUAGUAGAAGCUCCGCAAAGUCAUCGAAAUGUGGGCGUUAUAGUAGGUCCUGCUAUUGGAGGUGUCGCGGCCACUCUCCUUAUACUUACGGGCAUAUGGUGUUGGAGGCGAAGGAGACCAGCCAGAGAAGGCACAGAGAGUGGGGCAGCAGAGGAUGAUGAUCCGUGGAAGUUAAAGAGCCUUUAUUAUUAA